Carassius auratus (goldfish) is the source of this 2780-nucleotide messenger RNA. Its product is annotated as protein kinase C and casein kinase II substrate protein 3-like. Bases 500 to 1807 code for a protein of 435 amino acids. The record is from RefSeq and is a predicted model, not a curated record. Gene Ontology annotation, biological process: cytoskeleton organization; plasma membrane tubulation; regulation of endocytosis. Gene Ontology annotation, cellular component: plasma membrane; cytoplasm; endosome. Gene Ontology annotation, molecular function: protein binding; phospholipid binding. Lineage: Eukaryota; Metazoa; Chordata; Actinopteri; Cypriniformes; Cyprinidae. The transcript has 11 exons.
AUGCGGAGCCCCAGCAUCUGAUUUCAUCCGAGAAGACUCCUCUCAUACAGGCCUGCUGCUGUUUCUGGAAGAAUCGCUCUGAGUUACUGUUGAUGAUGGGCCAGUUUUCUAAAAACAACCUGUUGAAAAUGUUCCUCCAUGCUCCUGCCUCCUGGUAAAUGUUUAUGGGAGAUAUUAUUUCGCGUUUGUUAGCUAUGGCAGAAAGGGAAGGUGUCUGAGCGGUGUAAACUUCUUCACAUGGCGCUUUUCUCGCUCUGAACGCGGUCUGCGUGUAAAUGCACUGGAGAUAAACCUCUUCACAUCGCACUGGGAGACUCUGAGAGAGUUUGACGACGAGGGACAACGAGUGCACGACUGUUUUCGCCUGAAUAAGAGCAAAACAACGAGGCCACCAAAGAGGCCGUUUUCCUGGACAAAGCAUCUCUAAUUUCUAACAUUCUCCUUUGCUUGUGUUUGACUGACAGCCGCCAUCAUUCUGUGCUGCAAGGGUGACCCCAAAAUGUCUUCCAACGGCGAUCUGCAGGACCUUGGGAGCUGGGACAGCUUCUGGGAGCCUGGGAACUACAGGAGGACGGUUAAACGCAUUGACGAUGGCUACAAACUAUGCCACGAGCUGGUCGGCUGCUUCCAGGAGCGGGCCAAGAUUGAGAAGGGCUAUUCCCAGCAGCUGAGUGACUGGGCCAGGAAAUGGAGGGGUGUUGUGGAGAAAGGCCCACAGUAUGGGACUCUGGAAAAGGCCUGGCAUGCUUUCAUGAAUGCUGCAGACAGACUGAGUGAGAUCCAUAUGGAACUAAAAGAGAAACUGGCUGUUGAGGACAGCGAAAAGAUUAGAAACUGGCAGAAGGAUGCCUUCCACAAGCAAAUGAUCGGUGGAUUCCGUGAGACCAAAGACGCCGAUGAUGGCUUCCGCAAAGCCCAGAAACCCUGGGUUCGAAAACUGAAGGAUGUGGAGUCUACCAAAAAGAUUUAUCACCAAGCCCGGAAGGAAGAGCGCACGGCAUUGACCCGUGAAACACAUGCCAAGGCUGACCCCACCAAAUCCCCAGAAGAGGUCCGCAAGUUCACAGACCGCCUGGAGAAAUGUACCCAGGAAGCAGAGAAGGCUAAGGAGCGUUAUGAGAGAGCCCUGGACGAGCUGAAUCGCUGUAACCCACGUUACAUGGAAGACAUGGAACAAGUGUUUGAAAUCACACAGGAGGCAGAAAAGAAGAGGUUGCGCUUUUUUAAACAAGUGCUGCAGGACAUACACCAGCACAUGGACCUCCCCAGCAAUGAUGGAUUUCAAGCCCUGUACCGAGACCUGGGCCAGACCAUCAACGCAGCCAGUGACGCGGAGGACCUCAGGUGGUGGAGGAACACCCAUGGGCCAGGCAUGAGCAUGAAUUGGCCACAGUUUGAGGAGUGGUCACCAGAAGCAAACCGAUCCAUCAGUCGAAGAGAAAGAAACAGUCGUUCUGAUGACGUGGUCACUCUGACUAACAUCGUCUCAGCAGGAGACGAACCCCCGAAGACUCCACAGGAAACUACGAGGGUGAGUAAAGACUACUCCUCGGACUGGUCUGAUGAAGAGAGCCCCAAAAAAUUAAUCACAGCCAACGGGAUGGAGGAGGAGGAGAAGGUAGUCGGGGUUCGCGUUAGAGCGCUUUAUGAAUACACAGGGCAGGAGGCUGAUGAGCUGAGCUUUAAAGCAGGUGAAGAGUUAAUGAAGCUGGGUGAGGAGGACGAGCAGGGCUGGUGUAAAGGACAGCUGGUCAGCGGAGAAAUAGGCCUCUACCCUGCUAACUACGUCCAAGUCAUCACAUCUUGAUCACCCGCUUCGCCCUAAAUGAGACCCACACCUUCCCUGUGGCAGCCGCAAGGCCACGUCACACUGAACCACGGCAGUUGUGUCCAAUACACAGCCAUGCAACUGCAUGAUGGAUUGAAUGCCACGAUACACGAGGAGAUUCAGAGAGGAUUGCGCAGUCCAGUGUUUUAUUUUCUCCUUUCACUGACACUCUAGAGGACUUUAAGAAUAGUUAGUCCCGCUUUGUCCUUGUGCUUAUUGAAAGAUCAGUGCCUUUAUUAUUAAAUGCCACAGACAUUUGCAGCACACGGUUGAAUGGACACAUGGUUUGUCUGAUUCAUUGUGUUCACAGGUAAACGUGCGAGUCGCCACUGUUGGAUUUGUUUUGAUAGAUAAUCAUUGCAAUCCUUUUGUUUUAGUAUUUCUCAUUUCUGUUACAUAUCAGAAUUAUUUCAAGUAUUUGAUCCAAUCUACGCUGACUUUAUAUAUUCAGGUUUUGCGAAUCUUUCACGAGAAGCGUGUUUUGUGUAAUGUGUUAGGUCGUUCUAGUAUAAACUGACCAUUUCUUUGAUCGUAGUUCAGAAUUGAAGGAUUCGUCAUUGCAUAUUUACAUAUGUUUCCACAAAAGAUAUAUGGGUUUAUAAUAAACAAACCGUCUCUGGGCAGAUGCUCUUCAGAAUCAUGAUUCUUGGAUUCCUGUCAAGGGAUCCGGGAGGAGGUUCUAAAAUACUGUCGGUGAGAUUGUUUUACUUUUUUUAUUUAUCUUUUUGUUUUUAUUUGGAGCACAUGAAAGUUUCUGUUGUCAAAUGAUUCACAGUUUGAGAGAAAGGGCAAAACCUCUGGGCUUCUUGUGGUAAGAGUGAAUGUGUGAGUGCUCAUGGGAAAUAUUUCUCAUAUGUGCCCCACCGUGAACAUAGUUUUACAUGAAACUGCUGUAACAGCCAAUACUAAUCAAUGUAAAAAUAGUCAAUAAAAGUGAAUGAGAUUCUUAUUG